Molecule: messenger RNA, 792 nt
Organism: Trypanosoma theileri
Lineage: Eukaryota; Euglenozoa; Kinetoplastea; Trypanosomatida; Trypanosomatidae
Product: 14-3-3 protein
Exons: 1
Coding region: 1-792 (263 amino acids)
Biological process (GO): signal transduction
Cellular component (GO): cytoplasm
Source: RefSeq, a predicted model, not a curated record
AUGGCUGAGACAAUCAAGUGGCACAAUGCAGCUAUUCAGGACGAGCUUGUCCCAAAGAAAAGUCCAUCGGAGUUUAAACUCCCCGACAGUGUGAAGGAGCUCGUGUUUAUGGCGAAGCUAACAGAGGAGGCAGAGCGUUAUGAUGAGAUGGUGUUGUGUAUGCGUAAGCUGGUGAAGCUCAACAGCGAGCUCGACACGGAGGAGCGCAAUCUUCUCUCCAUGGCGUACAAGAACGUGAUUGGCAGCCGCCGCAAUGCCUGGCGCAUCAUCACCUCCAUUGAAAGCCGCGAGAGUGCGAAGGAGAAGAGUGACAAUCUCGCCCUUAUCGCCACGCUGCGGCGGGAGUUUGAGUCGGAGCUCGCGGCGAUCUGCGAUGAUCUGCUGGCGCUGCUCGACACGUAUCUCAUCCCCGCAGCGCAGGGCGGCGAGACGAAGGUCUUUUAUCUCAAGAUGAAGGGCGACUACCACCGCUACUACGCAGAGAUCGCCCAGCACGAGGCGGGCCAGCGACAGGCCGCACUCGACGCCUACGCAAAGGCCACGGAAGUGGCGAACUCGUCACUGGCGCCAACACACCCCAUCCGCCUCGGCCUCGCGCUGAACUUCUCGGUAUUUUAUUAUGAGAUUAUGAAGGAGCACGAGAAGGGAUUCCAACUCGCCCGCCAGGCGUACGAUGAGGCCGUCACGGAACUUGAGACACUUGACGACGAGGCCUACCGUGAGUCCAAUCUCAUUGUGCGGCUGCUGCGCGAUAAUCUUAAUCUCUGGACCGAUGAGCAGCCGGCAAACUGA